ACACCAUCUUCAUUUGUCUGAUCCAUAAACAAUUUCCAAUCUCCCAUCAUCAUCUCUCUCAUCUCUACUUUCUCUCUCAUCAAGAAGUGAGAGGAUAACGUUUUCCCCCUUAACCACCACCACCACCACCACCACCACCAUGCUCUCACUCACCGUAAACACUCCCAACCCCACCUAUCUCUCCACCCCCUUCCUCCCCAACCACCACCAUCACCGCCACCCUCCGCCGCCGCCGUCAAAUCCCCAAAACAGACCAUCCAAACCCCUCUCCAUCUCCGCCAUCAUCAUCCCACCUUCCUCCUCCACCUCCCACAAGCAGCAAUCUCAGCUCUACCAACCCUACCGCCCGCCGCCUACCCUCCUCCCCGCCAAGUGGCGCUACCUCGACACCAACCAGAAGCUCGACAUCCUCACCGAUCGAUUGGGUCAGUGGUUCGAAUACGCCCCCUUAAUCACAUCCCUAAUCCAGGAGGGUUUCAUCUCCACCACCAUCGAGGAGAUCACCGGAAUCGCCUCCAUCGAACAGAACCGCCUCGUCGUCGCCACCCAGGUCCGCGACUCCCUCGUCGAGGACACCGACCCGGAGACCGUCGCCUUCUUCGACAACCCCGCCGGCCCCAAGAUCCUCUACGAGCUUCGAAUUCUCAGCGCCGAGCAACGCGCCGUCGCCGCGCGUUAUCUGAUUGCAAAUGGCUUCGACGCCAGGAAAACGGAAGAGCUUGCCAGGUCAAUGAAGGACUACCCGCGCAGGUACGGGGAUAAAUGGUAUCAGAGCUUCGACGGCAAUCUUCCCGGAGAUUGUUUGGCCUAUAUGUAUUUCCGGCAGGCGCAGGAGCACAAAACGGCGUUCUCGCCGGAGCAGAGUAUCACCGCUCUUGAAAAAGCUUUGGAGAUGGCCGAAACCGAGAAGGCGAGACAGAGAGUGCUGAGAGAUUUAGAAGCUAAAGACGGAGAUGGCAAAGAAGAAGUCAACCCCGACGAGCUGGUCAAAGUUCCGGUGGUCAGAAUGGCUUACGGCGAGGUUGCCGAGUCGACCGUGGUGGCGGUUUUCCCGGUUUGCAGCGGGGACGCUGGUGGAGAGAUCGAGGUGGGGGAUGCGCCUUGGGAAUGCAGGACCAGGGGCAGUUUCGGGAUAGUGAAGGCGGAGAAGGGGUGGAGCCGGUGGGUGGUUCUGCCGGGGUGGGGGCCGGUGGCGGGGCUGAAGAGGGGCGGAGUGGCGGUGGCUUUCUCGAAGGCCGGUGGGGUAUUGCCGUGGAAGGGGAAGAGGAGGGAUGCGAACGAGGAGAUUUUGGUGGUGGCGGAUAGGGGGAGGAAGGUGGUGGAGUACGACGAAGGGUUUUAUUUGGUUUCCGGUGGCGGCAAGGAGGGUUUGAAGGUGGAGAGAGGGGACAAGUUGAAGGGGAAGGGGAUGGUGAAUACCUUGGGUGCGGUGGUCUUGGUGGUUAGGCCGCCAAGAGACGACAACGAUAACACAUUGAGCGAUGUCGAAUGGGAAUGAGAAGAAAAAAAACCCGAAUUCGCUUAUGUUGAGAUUCUUCAUAGCUAACUAUAAGUAAGUGAAGAAGAUUGUUUGAUAGAAGAGACUAGUUUUUGGACAAGAGAGUAAGGAGUUAUUUCCUAUGUUGUUUAGUUGUAUUUAUUAUUCAUCACAAGGAACUUGUAUUAGUUAAAAUAGAUAAUAAAUUUUGAAUGUUGAGCUUUUUAUAUUGCUACU
Erythranthe guttata (spotted monkey flower) is the source of this 1714-nucleotide messenger RNA. RefSeq names its product rubisco accumulation factor 1.1, chloroplastic. The record is from RefSeq and is a predicted model, not a curated record. Lineage: Eukaryota; Viridiplantae; Streptophyta; Magnoliopsida; Lamiales; Phrymaceae. Gene Ontology annotation, cellular component: chloroplast.